AUGGGCGGCACCAUCCUAAGCCCCGCCCCAUUUUGCUCAACCGUCCUCUCAGCCGCAAGCCUUCUCAUUUUGUCUCAGAAAACGGAGGAAGAAAUGCGUGGAAUUGUGAUUCUUCUGCUCAUUGUCGUCAGCCUACUGCUCAUUUCGACUGUUCACUCGCAUCCGUUCUUCAUCGCACUCACAAGAUUACAGGAUGCCGAACAACUGAUGUCAAAACGAGGUCUCGACAAAUGUGGAUGCAAUCUUGGAUGCUUCUACUCGUCAGCUCGAGAUUGUAUGAGUUGCUGUGCUCUCGCACUUUGACCAACCUCAGUUUUCUGAUAAUUUCUGAAUUGGUGCGUGAUGUGUGUGUGUGUUCACUUUUUUCUUGGUCUGGCUCAUGAAAUGAAAUGAAAUGAAUGAUAUGAUACCUGUU
Molecule: messenger RNA, 415 nt
Organism: Caenorhabditis elegans
Lineage: Eukaryota; Metazoa; Nematoda; Chromadorea; Rhabditida; Rhabditidae
Gene: Y75B8A.44
Exons: 2
Coding region: 1-303 (100 amino acids)
Source: RefSeq, marked reviewed